GUUGAGUUCUUUAUGAAGUGGUAACUACGUGGUAGUGUCCUACCAUACGCGGAUAAAGAAAAUGGCGUCGAAAGCUUCACGGCUGGCAAACAUCUCCCAGCAUGUCAAAGAAUUGAGACUGCAUCUUUGUCAGAAGUCUGCUUCCAGUACUGGAACUAGGAACUUCAUUGAAAAGUAUUAUGUUGAAAUGAAGCGAAAUAAUCCAACAUUACCAAUUCUUAUACGGGAAUGUAGUGGAGUUCAUCCAAGGCUGAUAGCAAGAUAUGAGCAUGGUGUCGAGAAGAGCGUGCCAUUAGCUGACCAAACUGCAGAACAAGUACUAUCAAGUUUAGAUACGCUAGUAAAAAACAGUUAAAUACCUUUCUGUAAAUAAUUAGUUUUGUGUGUGUACAAAAAUUAAAUGAAAAAGUCGUU
Hydractinia symbiolongicarpus is the source of this 414-nucleotide messenger RNA. RefSeq names its product NADH dehydrogenase [ubiquinone] 1 alpha subcomplex subunit 2-like. NCBI's taxonomy places the organism in Eukaryota, Metazoa, Cnidaria, Hydrozoa, Anthoathecata, Hydractiniidae. The coding region runs from base 62 to 355 and encodes 97 amino acids. The transcript is spliced from 3 exons. The record is from RefSeq and is a predicted model, not a curated record.